Messenger RNA from Doryrhamphus excisus (bluestripe pipefish), 2925 nucleotides. It is a transcript of the gene arl6, whose product is annotated as ARF like GTPase 6. Gene Ontology annotation, molecular function: GTP binding; GTPase activity. NCBI's taxonomy places the organism in Eukaryota, Metazoa, Chordata, Actinopteri, Syngnathiformes, Syngnathidae. The record is from RefSeq and is a predicted model, not a curated record.
UGCAGCAUAAGUAAGAGUGUAUCAUGGUCACCAUGAAAGACAACACAAGCCAUGAAUGAAACGCUGGAUUCGCUGCUGAUGGAAUAAACUUGUCCAGACCACGGUUCUGUGCACAUUAACAUCAAGAACACGGAUUCAAUCACAGAGCCGACGACAACGGAUGGUUGCUGCCAAUGGGGCUGUUUGACAAGUUGGCAGGAUGGCUGGGCUUCAAGAAGGAGGUGAAUGUGCUCUGCCUCGGCCUCGACAACAGCGGGAAAACCACCAUCAUCAACAAACUCAAGCCAUCCAACUCCCAGGCACAAGACAUUGUCCCGACCAUUGGUUUCAGCAUAGAGAAGUUCAAGACAUCCAGUCUUUCCUUUACAGUCUUUGACAUGUCUGGCCAAGGGAGAUACAGAAACCUUUGGGAGCACUACUACAAGGAGGGCCAGGCUGUCAUAUUUGUUAUUGAUAGUGCAGAUAAGCUGAGGAUGGUUGUGGCCAAAGAAGAACUGGACACAUUAUUAAAUCAUCCUGACAUCAAGCACAGGCGAAUUCCCAUCCUGUUCUUAGCUAACAAGAUGGAUGUCCGAGACGCUUUGUCUUCAGUGAAAGUCUCCCAGCUGCUCUGCUUGGAAAAUAUCAAGGACAAACCUUGGCAUAUCUGUGCCACUGAUGCUCUAAAAGGAGAAGGUUUACAGGAGGGCGUGGAAUGGUUACAAGAUCAAAUCAAAUCAAUGAGAACAUGAGAGUGUGAAGACUGAUGGCUGACUGUAAGUUUUUGACAGAACAAGGUACCAAAAACAUUUUGUUUGGUUUACUUGAAAUCGGAAUGCAGUUUUGAUUCUCAAAUACUAAGUGAGAACGGAACAAUGCAGACACCAAUUGUGCUAAGUCAGCAAGGUUCAUAACCUGUUCAAUAUUUUGAGCAAUUUUACUUCUUACUUUCUUAUUUGCUUCUAUUUUAAUUAUUAUUUUAAUAAUAAUUACAAGGAUUAUCAUAAAUCAAUUAUUGGCUUAUGUGUGUAAUUCUGUUUUGUAAUGUAAUAAAAAGACCCAAACGUCCAAAACAGAUCAUCGACCUAAAACAAUACCACACAGUGAAGUGUACAUCCUGUAUAAAAGAAUCAACUGGAAUAACAAUGCACCAGCAAUGUAACAAGUUGUGCCAAUAUAAUUGUGUUGCUUCAAUAGCUUCCAUAUGGACAUUUAUUUUUCAGAGAAACAUAGAGCUGCUGUUAUCUAGUAAAGACACCAAUCACGCACAGCGUGUAGGUUCAACGUUCUAUGAUCCCCUUUUAACCAUUUGAGUGCAUAUGUUUGCAUAAAAGAUGAAGACUAUUUGCCGUCAGUUAAUUUUGUACAGUAUUUAAAUGUAACACGGCUGAUUGAUAUUUCACUGACAGUUAACCCAGUUGCAAGGCAUCAUAGCAAUAUUUAUUGCUAUGUUUUGUUCAUUACAGCUAUACUUGUGCAGCUCUGCUCUUUUAAUAUUUGUUUUUUGUUUCACUUCAUAUUUGAAAAGCUUGACCAUGUUUGACUGAAUGUAUUUUUUUUUCACCCCAGUUCCACCAGAUUUAAUUAUAUGUAUUUUAACGUGACAUAAUUUGUUAAUAAUUAGGUUGUUAAAUGUGUGUUUUGUAAAUAACUACAGCUUUAUGUUUUUGCCUUAUUUGAUGGCUCAACUGAAAGCUUCUCUUAACAAUCAGCAAGGCUUUACUGAUGAAAUAUGGACACAUGGCAAUAAUGUAUCUGGGUAGUUGUAAAUGUGUUUCAUGAUGUUAUUUUGUUUUUGGCUGUGGGUGUUUAAACUCUGAAUGUUUUCGUUUUUUUUUAGCAAUUACUAUGUUUAAUGACAAAAAAUCUGCUGUGGUAAUAUUAAUACACUUUACAUCAUCAGUAAUUGUUGCAGAUUACGUAUUGCUUUCAAGUUAUUCUCAACAUAUGACUAGGCAGCACAAAGUCUUACACAGUACAUGUGGUCCUCGGGUUACACAUGAGUUCCGUUUCUAGGCUGUGAUGGAAGUGAAUCGGAACUUAUAGCUAACUGACCUAAGUCACUCACACUGUAUACAGAACACGUGGAGGGCAUUAAAUAUGGUCAUAAAGGUCAUAAAUAUCUGACGUCGUUUUGGUGUGUACCUAGUUCAGUGUCAUGUUUUCACACCAAAAUUAAGUUUUUAAUAAAUUUUACAUGAAACUCGGAACGCCCUAAACCGAGGACCACCUUGUAGCACCACAUUAAGUAAUAACAGUGUAUUUUGUUAUACAUUUUCAGCUCAUUAUAGUUAUAGAAUAAUAUUGCAUUUGUUUAAAUUUUGUAACUAUUUGAAAUAAACCUUGCCAUAUUCUGUAAUAAAAUAAGUGCAGCAUCUACAUUUUGUAACAACUUUUGCAAAAUGUAAAAAGUUACUACAGAAUGCAGCAAAGAUUAUUACAAAAUGCAGUGUUAUUACAUAAAAAAAAGAUAAAAAUGUAUAACAUUUUGCAUAAUGCACCAUUAUUAAAAUACACACUUGUACAUGAUAAACUUAGUGUCUUACAGGAGAGCAAAUUGUUUGUUAAAUAGCUUUUAUUUAUUUGUAAAUGACAUAACCACGUAAGCACAAUAUUAGUUGAAUAUUAGAACAUCAGUUGAGCUGUGUGUGUUUUGUUCAUGUCAGUGUACAGUGAGCAUUUUCAAAGAAUAAAUGCGGUUUUAUUUUGGACAUGAUUACACUGUCAUCUCUCACUAUGUCAUGUUAAUUUGAUAAAUGUGUGCAUGUCUUGUCUCUGGCUCUCGCUCACUCUCCAAUACGACAUCUUCAGCCCUGCCAGCGUCAGCUGCUCAUUAAAUGUCCGGCCACUCGGCCUUCAACAGCUCUUUUGCUCUAAGUUGUGCUGAAAAGUGAAAAUAUAUGUACAUUGUCUUUGUACAACCAAAAACACGUUGUGUGCUACCUU